CACCGCACUGCGGCGGUACCUUGUCAUCUCGUUUCAACUACGUCGCAAUCUACCCGAAGCGUCUCAUCGAGUGUACCUCUCAUUUGGAUCCCGAUAGUGAUUCUACAAAACAGUUCAGUGUAUGUGAAGUUUUAGAAAAACAUCGGCAUUUGUGAUCCUAGGAAUUUUCUUUCAAAUCUGUGACUACUGCGAACGUUGAGCUUCAGAUUUCAUACAUCAGCCAACCUGGACAUUUAUAGCGUCAAGCAUCAGAUUACAAGAUGAAAAAAUAUAGUAAUUGUGAGAGUGGGUGGUGGGUGGUCUUAUUAACGGCGUCAUUGGCAUCCAUUGCAUUAGCUGAAGCAGGAGUCGGGCUUUACAAUGAUAGGCUUAAACAAGUUGUCACCUCCAGCACACUCAAAUGGACCAACAUAAAUAAAGAAUUUAAGGAUACCCACAUUGCGGGAGCUCAUUCUUCAAAAGGUCCAAUAUAUUUAUGCAGAGCACGCCAUGAAGGAGAUAUGCUUCUGGGACAACUAAGACCAGACUACAAUUCAUGUGCAGUUUCAGGGAAAAAAAGUUAUGAAAUAUUUGAGGUUCUUGAAAACAUAGAAAAUGCGUCUCUGAUUCAAUGGCGGUCAUGGAAAAAAUUUACUCCGAAGCCUCGGGGCGGCGUGGUGGUGGACUCUGCUGUAGAUUCUGUUUUUAUUGGCCGAGCACCAUCUGAAGGUGACAUUACUUAUAAUAUUGGAAGAAUAUCUUUUGAAGGUGAUAUUGGGAUGCUACUGACAUUCGAUGAAGAGAUGACAGACUUGAAUCCUAUAAUUGUUGGAGAAAUUUUAGUUGAAGUUGAACCUGUAAGCUACAAAUUAGAAAAUGUGGUGUUAGAUUUAAAAACUCAACAUAUACGCCAAUCGAAUCCAGAAAUUAUAGCAGAGCGUGUUUUGACCAAUGAUGGCGAUGUCGCAGCUACGCGUGCUACAGAAAUCGAAUAUGACUACAGUUAUAAGCUGUCUUGGGGACACGGCCAUGGUAUUGCAAUUGGAUUGAAUACUACCAUUAUAAUGGCUGAUGGUGGUCAAUCCCAGAAAAUCGAAUGGGCUAAUCCCUUCACGGAAAAUGUCACUAAAUUAUUUAAAUUAGAAAAAUGGUUAGAACCUGGAACUGCUUGUAACGUUACUUUAAGAGGGAACCGCACAGAACGUGAUGUCCAAUAUACUGGUCAAUUAACGACUUACUAUGAAAACGAUUCACGAGUGAGGCAAAUGAGAGGUGAACGAAUUGAAAAUACAUUGGAAGUAGAGGCAAUAUACGGCGAAGUUUAUUUUAUCUCGAAUAAUAGUCUUGUCCCUACGACUACGACGACUACAACCACUACUACAACAACAACUACUACAACUACGACACCACCCCCAAUACCCCCAGCAAUUGAUGAAGAAAAUGAUAUCGCCAAUCCUUUAAAGAAACCAGAACAGUUUGAUGAACAUAACAUGUUAAAUGAUGGGAAUAUGGUGAAAGCCCCUCCAGUCAAAGAAGUAAACAGCGCCGUGGUAGGAGGGUUGGGUAGUAGUAAACCAAAUGACGCCAAUAUGAGAGUAGCUUCCGUUGCUCUUAUAAUUCCACUGUUUUCGCUUAUCCUAUAAAUAAACUGUAAGUUUGUUCCUCUGUAAAUAAACUGAUCUUAAAGAUAUAAUAUAGUUGCUUGAUCGUUGAUAUCUUAUAAUCUAAGCUUCAAUGCUGUUGUUUAGAGACCGGUAGUAGUUUGUAAAAACAUGUUCACUUCUCCGGUCCCGGUUUUUUUGUAUAUAGGAUAUAUUUGUUUCUCAACAUUCCCGUUAUGUGAUUCAUUCCAAUGUAUAGAACGAGAAGCAAAACUUUAUCACAUAACUGUAAAUAAAAUGUGUAUAUAGUUACGGUAUGAAUAUAAGUCGCAGAGCGACAUGCAACCUUAUCGUUACUAUUACUUUGGAGGUUUGUAACAUCGUAGGUAGACUAUAACAAUUGAUUGAAAAGCGAUGCUGUUACCAAUGACAAUUUGAGAACUACUCAAUAUUCUUAUGAUCGCAACAUAGUAUACCUAACAAAUAGUAAAAGUUUUUCAAACAAUAAGAGAAGUUUUAAUAUCUGCCCUAUGAUGAAUGUUAAAAUGAAACUACAAUUUAUUUUUCGAGCACUAGUAUUAUUAAUAUAAUUUUAAUUUUAAAUACUUAUGUAUGAGUUACCCCCAUUUACGGUCUCAAUAAAUCCUGUACAAUUUUUAGUUGUCAGUAUAACACGAAAUGUAAAAGAAAUGCUGUUAUAGGACCUAGGGAUUAUACUAGGUAUUUUUGUUAUUUUUAGUUGUAAGUUAAAAGAGUUUAAAAUCCAGAAUUAUGAGAUAUUAUAAUUUUAAAACUUCAUGUAUUUAUACACAUCUAAUUUAUUGCUUUAUUCCUAUGUAAAACUAUUAAAGGUUUGCCUUAUUGACUCGCCACUAGCUAGCCAUACACAUACAUUUGCAUAAACAAGUAGGUAAGUACAAAGUAAGUUUGAUUUUUUUUUAAACUGGGGGAAUAGUCCCUCUAUAAGGACAAAACGAACGCCGAAAAUCCAACACAAUAAACGCACGAAUUGUUCAUGUAUCUUACAUUCUGUAAAAUAAAUUGUUAGACUCAUUUAUUGCCAAAGUUGUAGGAAUAUUUAAACUUUAAGUCUACAACUGAUCUUCUACAUUAACAAUUACCAUCCCUCCGUACAGUAUCAAUAAAUUAUCAUGAUAUAAAUCAAUUAUCUUAGAAAUGAGCGGUUAACUGUGUCGUUGUGCUUAGCGGUUUUGUCAAUGUGUAAAGAAAACGGAUAAUAUUUUUGUAUGGGUAGUUAUCGAUUGUAAGUGUUCGCCUUAUGUGUGUCAAGUAAAAUUUUUGACAUUAUAUAUAUAUCCAUAUAGAAAAUUGUGUUUUCUAAGAUGUUUCAAUAUCUUUCAGAUACUUUAGUUCAAUUAGUGUAGUUUCAUUAAAAGUUGUUUAUUUGUAACAUCAAUGUCCCACCUAGCGUACCAUUAAUCAGUUUAGUAAGUAAAAUCAUGAAAAUUAUUUUCACUUGGUCCAUCAACAAUUGUUUUGGCUUAAAAGAGUAUUGUAAAUUAAAAUCUCAUAGGCAUGGAAAUAUUUUAGGGAUUUGCUUUGUUCUCCCCUCUUAGCUAGUAAAACUUUUCAUAUUUCAUUAAGGUAUAUUCCAUUGUUGUGUCUGCGGUCUAAUGGCUGUUAAAUCAAUGCAUCUAUAUAAAACAUUCAUAUUAUUUCAAAAAGCAUAUUUGUGAUGUGGUACGUUUUAUUUGUUUAAAUACAUUAAAGUGUAAUUGAGAUCCUCA
Molecule: messenger RNA, 3328 nt
Organism: Amyelois transitella
Lineage: Eukaryota; Metazoa; Arthropoda; Insecta; Lepidoptera; Pyralidae
Gene: uzip
Product: protein unzipped
Exons: 4
Coding region: 261-1622 (453 amino acids)
Source: RefSeq, a predicted model, not a curated record